CCAGCCACCAGCGGCGCAGCGCGAGCAGCGGCCGGUCCUACCACAGGCGGGGCGGCGCGACCUUGACCUCUCUAGGUUGCAGAGGUGGAAGGGAAGCAGAGGACCGUUCGACCAUACUGUCAGGACAAGCUGCUCACGGAGGUGCCCAAGUACAAGCAGACCAUCUUCUCCGUCCUCCCCUAGGCCAUUAACUCAUCCAGCAAGCAAGGCAAGUAAACCAGGCAACAACCAAGCUGACUAGCACAGUUCCAGUUCCCGUGAGAUCUACUAUGACAAAGAUGACAAGGAGCAAGAAACUUGCAGAAGCGCCAACUACUGAAUAUGAGAAGAUUAGGGCUAAAAAUAUGAUGAGGAACAACCGCAUAUUCCAAUCACUUGGCAUCGCUGCAUUAGGUAUGAUGGUUAGGAACUCAAAUCAAAUGCAGCAAGGUAGUGCCAUCACCGGUGGGGACUCAGCUUCUGCCAUAACACAACAAGGCUCAAGCUCUGAGUACAGUCCUGACGAUGAGGUCAUUGAGGAGGAUGAAGUUGAUGAUAUUGUAGUGGAGAAGGAAGAUAAGGUUUCUAAGAAGGCAAGGAAGUCGAUCAAUAAAAAGACUAAGAAGAGUUUUGAUAAACCUUCUGAGAUGGCUCCAGGAAAAACAAGGGUGAUUGCUCCAGCCUCAGGAGGCUCAAAGAGGGUGCUACCUGGUUUGAACUCGGAUGAACAUGAAUCUGCUCGAGUCACUAGGUAGAAAACAAAGCUGUCUCUAACCAACCAUGAAGAAAGUCUUGUGCAAAUGGAUGUAGGAAGCCCAGCAAAUGUGGAUGAAGGAAGCCUCCAUAUGCACGUGGAUGUAAGAACCUCGAUGCACGAAGAUGAAAGAAGCCUGAUGCAUGGGGUUGAAGUAAGCCUGAUGCACAUGGGUGAAACAAGCCAUGUCCCAUCUACUCUGUGCACAAAUCAGCCAAUUGAAGUUCCUGAGUUCUCUGACCAACAGCUUGACCAACAGCGGCAAAUGGACG
Messenger RNA from Triticum dicoccoides, 1005 nucleotides. RefSeq lists its product as uncharacterized. The record is from RefSeq and is a predicted model, not a curated record. The transcript has 5 exons. NCBI's taxonomy places the organism in Eukaryota, Viridiplantae, Streptophyta, Magnoliopsida, Poales, Poaceae. Bases 270 to 734 code for a protein of 154 amino acids.